This is a messenger RNA of Labrus bergylta (ballan wrasse), 2280 nucleotides long. It is a transcript of the gene pgm2l1, whose product is annotated as phosphoglucomutase 2-like 1. Gene Ontology annotation, biological process: carbohydrate metabolic process. Gene Ontology annotation, cellular component: nucleus. Gene Ontology annotation, molecular function: glucose-1,6-bisphosphate synthase activity; intramolecular phosphotransferase activity. The record is from RefSeq and is a predicted model, not a curated record. Lineage: Eukaryota; Metazoa; Chordata; Actinopteri; Labriformes; Labridae.
GGGGACAAUAACGGAGUUAACGGAGACCUGAACGCCAACUCGAGGUACCAGAGCACCGGGGACCCGCAGCUGGACAAGUCCGUGCACCAGUGGUUGAGCUGGGACAAGAACCUGAGGACUCGGGCUCAGGUGGAGUCCCUGCUGGCUGACAGUCAUCACGACGAUUUGAGGAUGAGACUCUGCAGCAGGAUGAGUUUCGGCACGGCUGGACUCCGAGCGCCGAUGGGAGCUGGAUUCAACCGGAUUAACGAUCUCACCAUCAUCCAGUCCACACAGGGUUUGUAUUCCUACCUGUCCAGGUGUUUUGCAGACUUCAGCAGCAGAGGAGUGGUUGUUGGUUUUGACACCAGAGGGCAGGAGGAGAGCGGCUGCAGCAGCGAGCGAUUUGCGAAGCUGACGGCGGCCGUGAUGCUGAGCAGAGACGUUCCUGUUCAUCUCUUCUCCACGUUUGUCCCCACGCCGUACGUGCCGUACGCUGUGAAGAAGCUGGGCGCGGCGGCCGGUGUGAUGAUCACAGCGUCUCACAACGCCAAAGAGGACAACGGAUACAAGGUGUACUGGUGUAACGGUGCUCAGAUCUCUUCGCCUCACGACAAGGAGAUCCUGCGGAGUAUCGAGGAGCAGCUGGAGCCAUGGAGCGCCUCCUGCUGGGAGGAGGAGUUGGUGCACAGCAGCUCCCUGAGGACUGACCCCCUGAGCCAGAUCAACUGCUGUUACAUGGACGAGCUCACCUCCCUCUGCUAUCACAGGGAUCUGAACAGAAGUUGUCCGUUAAAGUUCGUCCACUCGUCAUUCCAUGGUGUGGGACACGUCUUUGUCCAGCAGGCCUUCCUCACCUUCGGCUUGGCUCCCCCGAUCCCCGUCCCCGAGCAGAAGGACCCCGACCCAAACUUCUCGUCCGUCCGCUGCCCAAACCCCGAGGAGGGGGAGUCGGUGCUGGAACUUUCUCUUCUUCUGGCAGAGAAGGAAAAUGCUCGGAUUGUUCUGGCCACAGAUCCCGACGCCGACCGUUUGGCUGUAGCCGAGAAAUCUGACGGGUGUGGUUGGAAGGUGUUCACAGGUAAUGAGCUGGCCGCUCUGCUGGGUUGGUGGAUGUUCUUUAAUUGGAAGGAGGCUCAUCCGGAUCCUGCAGACUCUCAGAAGGUCUACAUGUUGGCCACCACCGUGUCCUCCAAGAUCCUGCAGACCUUCGCUCGCAUCGAGGGCUUCCACUUCGAGGAAACUCUCCCUGGGUUUAAAUGGAUCGGGAACAGGAUAAAUGAACUGUCCAAAACAGGAAAUGAGGUCAUAUUUGCCUUCGAGGAGUCGAUUGGUUUCCUGUGCGGGGGUCUGGUCCCUGAGAAAGACGGCGUAAGUGCUGCGGCGGUUGUGGCUGAAAUGGCGGCGUACCUCCACACCAAGAACCUGAGUCUGAGCCAACAACUCCUCAACAUCUACCAGACGUACGGUCUUCACCUGUCUAAAACCUCCUACGUGGUCUGUAACGACCCCCCCAUCAUCCAGAAGAUCUUCAGCCGGAUCCGAAACUUUGACGGAGAAGGUUCGUACCCGAAAACGUGCGGCGGCGUCCAGAUCGUCCACGUCAGAGAUGUAACCACGGGAUACGACAGCAGCCAACCCGACCUCAGAUCAGUACUUCCUGUGACGAGGAGCAGUCACAUGAUCACCUUCACGCUGCAGAACGCCGUCGUGGCAACGCUGAGGACGAGCGGCACCGAACCCAAAAUCAAAUGUUAUACCGAGUACUGCACCGCUCCGGGGGAGGGGGAGGUGUCCCGUCUGGAGGAGGAGCUUAAGAAGAUCACCGCCGCUCUGCUGGACGACUUCCUGGAGCCCGAGAGGAACAACCUUAUUCGCCGCUGUGUCUAGCUCCGCCUCCUGUACCUGCUCCCGUCCAAUCAUCCCACAGCUGCUUCCUGCUGGUGAUGUCACAUCCUGUCUUGCUUGUAGACCAAUCAGAGCAGCCUCUGUGUGCUGUCGUUAUCAGUAGUUUGAUUGUUUAUCCCGCAGCAGAGAGCAUGAUGGGUAAAAAGUUCAGGGACUGUGUGUGAGGGCCGAGCGAGAGAGGAACGUUUACAACCAAAUAUUUACUGUCAGACUUUUUAUGGACGUUCAUUAACAACCAAACGUUUCCCAGCUACGGUGGGCUGUAGCUGUCGUCAUGACAACACUCCAGUAAAGGAGAGAGGAGUGAGAGGGAGAGAAGGAGAGAGAGAGAGAGAGGAGGAGAGAGAGAGAGGAGAGAGAGAGGAAGAGAGAGAGAGAGAGAGAGGAAGAGAG